AUGUCAUUCGAUAUCUGGGGUCCUGUUACCCAGAAUGAAAUUGAUUCAUUCAUUAGUUUUCUAGGACAACCUUCUAGAAUACCCACAACUGCGCUGAAUAAUACAAUAGCGGAUGGGCACGCUGGUCAAGAUGUAGAAGCUUUAGGUUUAAUGUAUGAAGUUACCCAAAACCCUCAAAUAUUUGAUAUAAUGAUAACUUAUUCUGAUACUUUUUUGUCACUCCGAAAUAAUCCCAUCAACGGACGAAUUAUGUGGACAGGACAAAGAGAACUUGUCUGGUGCACAAAACCUGCUAAUGAAACUAUAUCUGGUUACGCCGGUUCCGAAGGUCUUGAUACAAUUGGGCAUAUAGCAUACACGGCUUACCAUAUUCUUGGAACUCGUUGCCUCUGGUUUAAAAAUGUUACGGAUAAUGAUCCUUAUAGAUAUGGUACAACAUAUAUAGAGCGUGCGUUGACAUACAUAACUGAAAUGGAUAAGACUAUUGAUACAUAUUAUUUAAAGUAUUUCAUUCGUGAAAAUGAUUCGAAAAUUUAUAAUCCAAACUCUUCUGCAUGGACGGCUCUUGGUGAAAUGCCUGCAAAUUCGCCAAUGCCUUGGAACCGACAGCAAAUGAUGACAAAUGGAUUUUUAAGAAUGGCAGAAUGCCAUGAAAUUCUUGGAGAUGAUGAAUUUCGUGUCAAUAAAUAUUUUAAUAUUAUACAGGUUUCUAUUGAUUGGAUGGUCAGUGAAUUUAUUCCAAUUAAGACUAAGAAUGGCCUAGACGCAUAUAAUUGGAGGUAUUCCGAUUCAACUACCGUUGCUGACCCUGCAGAAGCUGUUGGUAUUCAUGCACUUUAUGAUAUUUGGGGCAUGUAUCGGGCAUGGCAACGAAUAAAUAAAUUAAAUGUUAGCUUUGAUGUUAUGGUUAAACUUGCUAACACAAUGAUGUAUGUAAUAGAUCUUGGUAAUAAUACAGUUGCAACAAGAGUAGAUGGUACAUAUGAUAAUAAAACCGCACUCUUAUAUGGUCCUUGGGCAUUGUACGCUGAAUUUAUUCCUGACUUUUAUAUUCCUCUUAGUUUUCAUGCUUCGAGUCAAGGCGUUGCUAUUGAUUAUAGUACUAG
Messenger RNA from Racocetra fulgida, 1106 nucleotides. The record is from the annotation of a GenBank genome assembly. Lineage: Eukaryota; Fungi; Glomeromycota; Glomeromycetes; Diversisporales; Gigasporaceae.